Angiostrongylus costaricensis is the source of this 309-nucleotide messenger RNA. Lineage: Eukaryota; Metazoa; Nematoda; Chromadorea; Rhabditida; Metastrongylidae. The record is from the annotation of a GenBank genome assembly.
AUGUUCUUAGAACGUCUACGUAACGCGUCUCCUAAUAACGCGUACGUGAUGGGGUCCUUCAAUGUUACCGUGCUGUGCACCGUCGUAUCGAAUGACUCCACAUUCCAAGCCAUCUUCGAACUUCUUGUUGAACAUGAAAAAAGAAUAAACAUGCAUGGAUUUUCCAUCCAGCAGCCUAUGGCUCUUUUAAAGGAGUGCCCAAUCUGCUCGAUUUUCGAAUGGUCUGAGAAAUACUAUGAGCAAGUAAGCGGUUGGCAAUGGGACAGCGAUUGGCAUCAUGCAUUGCGCUUGUGCUUAUGUCUAACAUAG